AAGACAUAGACAUGAUGGGCCAGGUUCUGAAGUGGAAUUUUGUGCUUCAAACAGACUGAAAGGGGAACAAGGAGUUUUGUGCUGCUUUCAGUCAUGAAUCAGAUCGCAAUUCAAUGGGAUGCAGUAAUAGCUCUUUACAUAUUCUUCAGUUGGUGUCAUGGAGGAAUUACAAAUAUAAAAUGCUCUGGCCACAUCUGGGUAGAACCAGCCACAAUUUUAAAGAUGGGUAUGAAUAUCUCUAUAUACUGCCAAGCAGCAAUUAAGAACUGUCAACCAAGCAAACUUUAUUUUUAUAAAAAUGGCAUCAAAGAAAGAUUUAAAAUCACAAGGAUUAAUAAAACAACAGCUUGGCUUCGGUAUGACAACUUUCUGGAACCACACGCGUCUUUGCACUGCAGUGCUGAAUGUCCUGGACAUUUUCAAGAGACACUGAUAUGUGGAAAAGACAUUUCUUCGGGAUAUCCACCAGAUGUCCCUGACAAGGUAACCUGUGUCAUUUAUGAAUAUUCAGGCAACAUGACUUGUACCUGGAAUACUGGGAAGCCCACCUACAUAGACACAAAUUAUGUGGUGCAUGUGAAGAGUUUAGAAACAGAAGAACAGCAACAAUACCUCACUUCAAGUUAUAUUAACAUCUCCACUGAUUCAUUACAAGGAGGCAAGAAGUAUUUGAUUUGGGUCCAAGCUGCAAAUGUACUUGGCACAGAGAAGUCAAAACAACUGCAAGUUCACCUGGAUGAUAUAGUGAUACCGUCUGCAGUCACCAUUUUCAGGGCGGAGGAUAUAAAUACAACAAUGCCCAAGACCAUAAUUCAUUGGAAUAGUCAAUCAACAAUUGAAAAGGUUUCCUGUGAAAUGAGAUACAAGGCUACAACAAACCAAACUUGGAAUGUAAAAAAAUUUGACACCAAUUUCACAUAUGCGCAACAGUCAACAUUCUAUCUGGAGCCAAACACUAAAUAUGUAUUUCAAGUGAGAUGUCGAGAAGCAGGUAAAAGCUACUGGCAGUCCUGGAGUUCACCCUUUUUUCAUAAAACACCUAAAAGAGUUCCCCUGGUCAUGCUGAAAUCAUUCCAACAUGAUACUCAGAAUUCUGGGCUUCUAAUUGCUUCCAUCUUUAAAGAACAACUUACUUCUGACAACAGGCAACAGAACAUUGGACUUUUGUCGGGCAUGGUCUCCUUUGCUGUUGUGUUGUCAAUUCUUUCUCUGAUUGUGAUAUUUAACAAAUCGCUCCGAACUAGAAUUAAAAGAAGAAUCUUAUUGCUCAUACCAAAAUGGCUUCAUGAAGACAUUCCUAAUAUGGAAAACAGUAAUGUUGUGAAAAUGCUACAGGAAAAGAGUGAAUUUAUGAAUAAUAAUUCCAGCGAAGAGGUCCUAUAUGUUGAUCCAGUGAUUACAGAGAUAGAAAUCUUUCUCCCAGAAGAACACAAGCCUAUGGACUACAAGAAGGAAAAGAAGACAGGAUUUCUGGAGAUGAGAGACUGCCUGCAAAAGUCACUGCCCACCAAUACUACAGUUGUGUAUAUUCCUGAUCUCAACACUGGGUAUAAACCCCAAACUUCAAAUUUUCUCACUGAGGAAAAUCAUCCCAGCAAUAAUGAUGAAACAGCUUCCUCAACUCCCAGACCAACAACUGCUGAUUUCUUAGACCUAGGGAAAAAUGCUCGGUUUAAAAAAUAUCCUAAUUUUGCUCUUUCUGUUUCAAGUAUGAAUUCACUAAACAAUACACUAUUUCUUGAAAAAUUAAACCUCAUUUUAAAUCAAGGAGAAUGCAGUACUUCUGACAUGCAAAACUCGAUGGAGGGGGAAACCACCAUGCUUUUGGAAAAUGCUUCACCCAAUGAAACUAUUCCAGAACAGACCCUGCUGCCUGAUGAAUUCGUCUCCUGUUUGGGGAUCAUGAAUGAGGAGUUGCCAUCUAUUAAUUCUUAUUUUCCACAAAAUAUUUUGGAAAGCCACUUCAAUAGGAUUUAA
Messenger RNA from Phyllostomus hastatus (greater spear-nosed bat), 1977 nucleotides. It is a transcript of the gene IL23R, whose product is annotated as interleukin 23 receptor. NCBI's taxonomy places the organism in Eukaryota, Metazoa, Chordata, Mammalia, Chiroptera, Phyllostomidae. The coding region runs from base 94 to 1977 and encodes 627 amino acids. Gene Ontology annotation, cellular component: external side of plasma membrane. The record is from RefSeq and is a predicted model, not a curated record. Gene Ontology annotation, biological process: cytokine-mediated signaling pathway. The transcript is spliced from 11 exons. Gene Ontology annotation, molecular function: cytokine receptor activity; protein binding.